Cannabis sativa is the source of this 2255-nucleotide messenger RNA. Its product is annotated as clathrin coat assembly protein AP180. NCBI's taxonomy places the organism in Eukaryota, Viridiplantae, Streptophyta, Magnoliopsida, Rosales, Cannabaceae. The record is from RefSeq and is a predicted model, not a curated record. Gene Ontology annotation, molecular function: 1-phosphatidylinositol binding; clathrin heavy chain binding; phosphatidylinositol-4,5-bisphosphate binding. The transcript has a single exon. Gene Ontology annotation, cellular component: clathrin-coated pit; clathrin-coated vesicle. The coding region runs from base 475 to 2190 and encodes 571 amino acids. Gene Ontology annotation, biological process: vesicle budding from membrane; clathrin-dependent endocytosis; clathrin coat assembly.
UUAGUAGUUAGUUAUACUAAGUUGAAGUGACUAAAUUUGUAAUAUAUAAUAAAUGCCGUAUUGAUUUACUUAUGUAUAUACAUAUUUAGUUAGAAGGUAGCAAUAAUAUUAAGGCAUGCAUGCAUACAUAAAUAUAUCAAGGGGUAUCAGUAGUUGUCAUGUAAUGUUAUACUAAAUUUUGCAUGAUAAUUAAUUUGGUAAACAGACUACGUCUCACUAAAAAGUUUGUUAUAUUUGUUAUAGCUCCGCAACCGCAAAACCCGCUAGAGAAUCCCAACGGCCAUUUUCUUCGCAACCGUCCAAAAUAUGAUAUUACCUCCCUAAAUCCUCCGCUAUCACCACCCAUUCCACCAUUUUCUCUUCUACACCCAAAUUUUCCAGGAAAAUCAAAUCCCACCUAAUAAUUUAUGAUCUAUCUCUCUAGCUUACAAGACAUAAACAAAUUUUGAUUAUAAAAAAAAUAGAAAAGCACAAAUGCCAAGCAAGCUCAGGAAGGCACUCGGGGCAGUGAAGGACCAAACGAGCAUUAGCCUAGCUAAGGUCUCGAGUGGUUCCAAAUCCAAAUCCAAAUCUAAAUUCAAAGCCAAUGGCAAUGGCAAUGCACUCAACCUUGAGGUUCCCAUCUUGAAAGCCACUUCUCAUGAUGAGAUACCCUUGGACGAAACUCGUUACCUUAACGAUAUUCUCCAAGUUAUCUCCACCGAUAAACUCUACGCCGCCGCUUGUGCUCAGGCCAUUGCCAAAAGAGUCGGCAGGACCAAAAACUGGAUCGUCGCUCUCAAAUCUCUCAUGCUUGUUCUUCGAAUCUUCCAACACGGCGAUCCAUAUUUCCCCAAGGAAGUUUCUCACGCCAUGAAAAAUGGCGCCAAGAUCCUUAACCUUUCUAAUUUCCGUGAUGAUUCGAAUUCCAGCCCCUGGGAUUACACUGCUUUCGUACGGACGUUCGCUCUUUACCUUGACGAGAGGUUGGCUUGCUUUCUCUCCGGGAAGCUUCAUCUCCGCCGGAACCUCUCCGAUGGAAGCAGCCGUGGAGGUCGGCAUCCGAAGGUUGAGCUCAUCCGGGAUAUGUCCCCAGCGACUCUGAUCGACCGCAUUUCGAACUGGCAGAGAUUACUGGACCGGGUGAUCGCCACUAAACCGACCGGCGAUGCCAAGACGAACCGCUUGGUUCAGAGCUCGCUUCAUGCAAUUGUUCAAGAGAGCUUUGAUAUUUACAGAAAUAUGUCUGAUGGAUUAGCUCUUCUUCUCGAUAGUUUCUUCCAUUUACAGUACCAAUCCUGCGUCAACGCUUUCCAAGCUUCUGUAAGGGCUUCGAAGCAAUUCGAAGAGCUCUCUGAAUUUUAUGGCCUCUGUAAGAGCAUCGGCGUCGGAAGAACCUCUGAGUACCCGAGCGUACAGAAAAUCUCCGGCGAGUUGGUUGAGACAUUGCAAGAAUUUCUGAAAGAUCAAGCUUCAUUUACCGGUAGAUCGCCCCCAUCUCAAUUGCUCCUAGCGCCACCGCCAACCAACGAGCAUACUUCAAUCUCCACAACUUCAGAUAGGUCCUCCCAUGGGGAAUCGGAAUCUGUAUCUAUUCGCUCUUCAAUUGAUCGUUAUCAGGAACCGAUGAGUGCUACAAAUUCAGAUGAAACAGAGGAAGAUUGUUUCGACGCUGAAGAUAAUCAGGAAUCAAACACAGAUUCGAACGAAUUCUCCUUCAAUUACACACCUUCACUGGAGAAUCAAGAUGAAGAAUUGGGAAUCGAUUCAAGAGAAAAAGAUUGUUGGGAGCUUGUGCUGGUGAAUACCGCGAAAGAGUCUGAUCAAACGACAACGGGUUUUGAUAUUUUAUUCGAUAAACGACAAUACAAUCCGUUUCUUGUUGAAACGACAGACGUAGUGCCUGUCGUUCCUAGUCCCCUUAGUAACGAUAUUAACCGUAAUCCUGAGAAAACGACAUUAACAGCUGCAACGUUUGGGGAAGAAGAGAUUUCGAGUUGGAUUCCUCCAACUUUUUGUGCACACAAUCCAAAUGGGGGUCUCAGUUUAUUUUGCAACGAUCCAUUUGAAUCAACAAAUCCUCAGCUCACUACUACUGAUUUGAGAAAUGGGUCAGUGAAUGAGCUAAAUUUCGUCUUUGAACAAAAAUUGUGGUUGGAGCAGCAGAAGAAGAUUAUCGCAAAGAAUGAGUUGAAUAACUCAUGUGUGUAAUUAUAUGUACAGGUUUUUGAUGCGUUAUUUUUUGUUUACGCUAGUUUGCUCUUUUUCAUAAGAAA